Molecule: messenger RNA, 6454 nt
Organism: Coffea eugenioides
Lineage: Eukaryota; Viridiplantae; Streptophyta; Magnoliopsida; Gentianales; Rubiaceae
Product: mediator of RNA polymerase II transcription subunit 23
Exons: 21
Coding region: 290-5221 (1643 amino acids)
Biological process (GO): positive regulation of gene expression; regulation of transcription by RNA polymerase II
Cellular component (GO): transcription regulator complex; mediator complex
Source: RefSeq, a predicted model, not a curated record
UAACAGGAGAUGCAUGAAAUUUGGAGAUUCCUGAAAAUCUGACUUGUAGUUUGGUUAAGACUCAGGGGUACUAACUCUAAUUAGCCAAAAAAAUUUCUCCCGUUCCAGCCUUAUCAGGUGUUAAACCCAUCACUUUUACGAGCUCCAAUCCCACCAAAAAAGCCCCAAAAAAAAACGAAUGAGUAAAGUUCUCUGUGUAAACUCUUGUAGAAGUCGUUCAUUUUGCUAAUCAAACAUUUGAAUUUUGCAGAGAAAGAGAAACAUAUACACAAAUUCUUGAAAAGCCACCAUGUUUAGAACUCCUGGGGGUGGGAAUGUUUCGAAUCAGACCCCAACAACCUCGGACAGUGGUAUGAUGAUGGACCAGAACACAGCCCAUCACCAGCAGCUACAACAGCAGCAGCAGAUGCAGAAUGGUCAAAGAAACAAUCCCAGUUCUUCUUCUACGUCUGCUACUUCAAGGGCUCUUCAAUUUCACCCUGCCAGACCAGCCAUCCUCGACCUUUUCAAUCUUUACUUAGGAAGAACUGCACAGCAAAAAUCGGAUGAAUCAGCCCGGGAACCACCGAACAAGACACAGAAGCGCAUUAGUGCUCUCAAUAGAGAUCUGCCACCUCGAAAUGAACAGUUCCUGUUAGAUUUUGAGCAGCUACUGAGUCAAUUUCAAGACCAGGAUCAACUGCGUGCUUUGACAGAAUCUACUCUUAUAUCUCUGGUUAUUCAGUGUAGAAGUCACGCACCCCGAGCAGAAUUUCUUCUUUUUGCAUUGCACAGUCUCUCUAGCAUAAGUUACAUAAACUGGGAUACUUUUUUGCCAUCUCUUCUCUCUUCAGUUUCUUCUGUGGAGGUUUCAAUCAGUCAAGGAAGCCAAUCAGGGGCUACUGUCUCUUCUGCGACUUUAACACAGUCUGGGGUGUUGCCACCUUCCAGCACGGUUACUAAUCCCACCAAUUUUCAGUCAUCAAGUCCUGCAUCUCCUCUGCCUUCUGUUCACUGUAUUGGAUCCCCAGCUCAAUCAGUUGCAGAACAAUCACCAAUGAAGUCCCCUGAUGUUGGUGGCGGUCAACAAUCAAAUUCAAGAAUCAACUUAAUUACAAGGGACAAUUCUAUGAGCAACUUGCGCCACUUGUGUUGCAAGAUAAUCUUAAUCAGCCUAAAAUUUAACCUAAAGCCAUCUACCCAUGCUGAUGUUUUCUCUCAUCUGUUAAAUUGGAUUAUCAACUGGGACCAAAAACAGCAGGGUAUUGAUGAAUUUGACAGUGCAAGAUACUGGAAACCUGACAAGGCACUGAUUGAAUGGCUCCAUAGUUGUUUAGAUGUGAUAUGGCUGUUAGUCGAAGAUGAUAAAUGCCGUAUACCUUUUUAUGAACUUGUGCGAAGUAACUUGCAGGUCAUAGAAAAUAUUCCAGAUGAUGAGGCACUGUUCACACUUAUUUUGGAGAUCCACAAAAGGCGAGAUAUGAUGGCCAUGCACAUGCAAAUGUUGGAUCAACAUCUUCAUUGUCCUACAUUUGGAACUCCUAGGCUUUUUCCUCAGGCGAUGAAUAACAUGUCAGGUGAAGCAGCAACUCACAUGAGAUAUCCACCAAUUACAUACCCAAGUGUGCUUGGAGAACCACUGCAUGGAGAGGAUAUUGCAGUAUCCAUUCAGAGAGGAACUUUGGACUGGGAGCGUGCUCUUCGUUGCAUAAGACAUGCUCUUCGUAAUACACCAUCACUUGACUGGUGGAAGCGUGUGCUUCUUCUAGCUCCCUGUUACAGGCUUCCAGCUCAAGCACCAACUCCUGGUGCUGUCUUUACUGCUGAAAUGAUUAGUGAGGCUACAAUUGAUCGGAUUGCUGAAUUAUUGAAGCUGACAAAUUCAGAGAUAAAUUGCUGGCAAGAGUGGCUUAGCUUUUCAGACGUAUUCUUUUUUCUCGCGAAAAACGGAUGUCUUGAUUUUGUUGACUUUGUGGACAAAUUGGUUUCUCGGCUUCAGGGUGGUGAUCAGCAUAUCCUCAGGACAAACCACGUUACAUGGUUGCUUACUCAAAUUAUUCGGGUUGAGCUAGUAAUGAAUGCUUUAAAUUCAGACUCAAGAAAGGUUGAGAUUACGAGGAAAAUUCUCUCAUUUCAUAAAGAGGCAAGUUCUGACCCAAAUAAUCCCCAAAGCAUCCUGCUUGACUUCGUAAGUAGUUGUCAGAACUUGAGGAUUUGGUCGUUGAAUACAUCAACCAGAGAAUACUUAAACAAUGAGCAGCUUCAGAAGGGAAAGCAAAUCGAUGAAUGGUGGAGACAAACAACUAAAGGUGAGCGGACUCUGGAUUAUAUGAAUAUGGAUGACAGAUCGAUUGGUAUGUUUUGGGUCGUGUCUUACACCAUGGCACAGCCAGCUUGUGAAUCAGUGAUGAAUUAUUUAGCAUCAGCUGGAGUUACGGAGCUGUUACCAGGGUCAAAUCUGCAGGCUAAUGAGCGAAUUGCAGUGAUGCGGGAAGUUAGUCCACUGCCAAUAUCACUAUUAUCGGGGUUCUCCAUAAACCUAUGCCUAAAAUUGACAUUUCAGAUGGAAGAAUCUAUGUUUAAUGGACAGGUCAUCCCAAACAUUGCAAUGGUGGAAACAUACUGUAGAUUGCUGCUGAUUGUCCCUCAUUCAUUGUUCCGUCCACACUUACCUCAUUUGAGUCAAAGGAACACUGCUACUUUGACAAAGCCUGGUGCUUCCAUUCUGUUGUUUGAGAUUUUGAACUACCGCCUUCUUUCACUUUACAGGUACCAAGGGAAGAGCAAAAAUUUGAUGUAUGACAUCACAAAAAUGAUUUCUUCGCUAAAAGGGAAACGUGGAGAUCAUCGCAUUUUCAGAUUGGGGGAAAAUUUGUGCAUGAAUCUGCUCUUAUCAUUGAAGGAGUUUUUUUUUGUGAAGAGGGAAGGGAAGGGUCCAACCGACUUUACCGAAACUUUAAACCGAAUAGCAAUAACUAGUUUGGCGAUCAUUAUUAAAACACGUGGCAUUACAGACUUCGAUCAUUUGCUAUAUCUUCCAACAAUGUUGGAGCAAAUAUUGGCAACUAGUCAGCAUGCUUGGUCUGAGAAGACUUUGCGUUAUUUUCCAUCUGUCCUACGUGAUGCCUUGGCCGGGAGGAUGGAUAAAAGAGGCCUUGCAAUCCAAGCAUGGCAGCAGGCCGAAACUACAGUGAUUAACCAAUGCACUCAGCUUCUUUCACCGUCAGCUGAUCCUUCCUAUGUCGUUACUUACAUAAGCCAUAGCUUCCCUCAACAUCGUCAAUACCUGUGUGCUGGUGCUUGGGUGCUGAUGCAUGGACAUCCUGAGAGCAUUAACAGUGCUAAUCUUGGACGUGUCUUAAGAGAAUUUUCUCCAGAAGAAGUAACUGCAAAUAUAUACACAAUGGUGGAUGUGCUACUGCAUCACAUUCACUUGGAACUACAGCGUGGACAUUCCCCACAGGAUCUUAUGCUAAAAGCUUGUGCAAACCUUUCUUUUUUUAUUUGGACCCAUGAGCUACUGCCUCUGGACAUUUUGUUGUUGGCGCUUAUAGACCGUGAUGAUGAUCCACAUUCUCUGCGGAUUGUGAUGAGUCUACUGGAAAGUAAAGAGCUCCAGCAGAGGGUAAAAUUGUACAGUAUGAAUCGUGGCCAGCCUGAGCAUUGGCUUCUUAGCGGGACUUUCAAGCGUGUUGAAUUGCAAAAAGCUCUAGGGAAUCAUCUCUCUUGGAAGGAAAGAUUUCCCACAUUUUUUGAUGAUAUUGCUGCACGUUUGCUACCAGUGAUUCCGCUAAUCAUAUAUAGACUGAUUGAAAACGAUGCUAUAGAUGCAGCUGACAGAGUUCUGCAGCUGUAUAAUCUAUUCUUGCAUUAUUAUCCUUUAAAUUUCACAUUUGUUCGUGAUAUACUUGCAUAUUUCUAUGGUCAUCUUCCUGGGAAGCUUAUCCUGCGGAUAUUGAGUGUGUUAGAUGUCAAGAAGAUUCCAUUUUCUGAAUCCUUUCCCCAGCAUAUUAAUUCAGCAAAUGCUUCUAUUUGUCCACCACUGGAUUACUUUGCCACUCUGUUAUUGGGUCUGGCGAAUCAUGUAAUUCCUCCUCUGAGUAACUCUUCAAAGCUUGGACCUGCUGGAGAUGUCUCCAUUAGUUCUGCCAGGAUGCAACAUAAUAAAACUCAAGCAGCUGCACAGCCUGGGCAAACAAAUGCAUCUGAAGGCCAGAAAGCAUUCUAUCAAAUCCAAGAUCCUGGGACAUAUACGCAGCUGAUACUUGAAACAGCAGUGAUAGAAAUAUUAUCUCUUCCCAUAUCAGCAUCCCAGGUUGUGUCAUCACUUGUUCAAAUUGUUGUUCACAUACAGCCAACGCUGGUCCAAUCCAGCAAUGGAGUACAUGGAGCUCCUGGUGUUGGUGGACAAAGUUCUGUUCUGCCAACUUCUCCAUCUGGUGGAAGCAAUGACUCGUUUGGUCCAACCAGAACUAGUUCCUCGCCCUCUGGAAUGAACACAUCUAACUUCAUUUGGCGAAGUGGUUAUACAUGCCAGCAAUUGUCAUGUUUACUGAUCCAAGCUUGUGGUCUUCUACUGGCUCAACUUCCUCCGGAGUUUCACGUACAAUUGUAUAUGGAAGCUGCACGUGUUGUAAAAGAAUGUUGGUGGCUUACUGAUGGAAAAAGGUCAGCUAGUGAGCUUGAAUCCGCUGUUAGCUAUGCUUUGUUAGAUCCAACAUGGGCUGCCCAAGACAACACUUCUACAGCUAUUGGGAAUGUUGUGGCGUUGUUACAUUCUUUCUUUAGUAACCUUCCGCAAGAAUGGCUAGAAGGCACGCACCUAAUCAUCAAGCAUCUUAGACCCGUGACAUCGAUUGCAGUUUUGAGGAUAGCAUUUCGUAUUAUGGGUCCACUGCUUCCAAGAUUGGCCAAUGCGCAUCCCCUCUUCAGUAAGACAUUGUCACUGCUGUUAACGAUAAUGGUGGAUGUUUUUGGCAAGAAUUCUCAACCAUUAGCUCCUGUUGAAGCAUCAGAAAUAGUAGAUCUCAUUGACUUCCUCCAUCAUGUUAUUCACUAUGAGGGGCAGGCAGGGCCAGUACAAGCAAGUAGCAAGCCCAGGACAGAAGUUUUGGCUCUUCUUGGAAGAGCAGCAGAUAGUUUACGUCCUGACAUGCAGCACCUUCUUUCACAUUUAAAAACAGACGUAAAUUGUUCCAUUUAUGCAGCAACUCACCCAAAGCUUGCACAAAAUACCUCUUGACAAGUGGAAUUGUUUGCAUUCCUGGUCACCAAGUCAUCUGAGAUACAAAAAGAGCGAUGGAGUUGCUGAAACCUCUGUUUCAGCUGUGUGUGUUAGAAUUUGGAAUCUGUUCAUACUUGGUGCUUUAUGUAUGUUAGCACAAAAGCGCAUCUUGUAAAGCUACAAAAUUGAUGGAUCUGAUAUCAUGGAAAAAUUACUUUUGAGCUGAUCAUGAUAUUUCCCAAUAUACCAAAUAACCUGUAAACUUUGAGUUUCACAAGUUGUAGUCGCUUGCAAGGUCUUGUGUCAUUACUGAGGAGAGUAUUUCCUUUGCCAUUGUCCCAGUGAAGAUUAAGAUGAAAGGAACUCCAAUGGAGAUCCAUGUUCUCCUUCGCACCUAUAAUUUAGGAUUGUACAUAUAAAGGGGUUGAGGAGAAGAGCAGGGUUGGCAUUAAAAGGACAGUAUUUGGGUGUAACAUUUGCUUUCUUGGGAGAAAGAGAUGAAGAUCAAAGGAUACCUAUUUCAUAUCAGCGGCACUCCUUUCCUGUGGUAAUUUAUCCUUGGCUGACCCUCUUUGUACACAAUUGUAACUUGUUCCAGUGCAUAUGAUUAUCUUUUGGAAACCUUUUCGGUCUGGUCUAGAAGGCUGUGUUCCUCGCAUCUGUAAUCUUGGCCAGGUUGAACUUUUGAUUGCUGUUGCGAAUAUUUCUUGCUAAAUAUGCACUUGCAUUCAACACAAAUCAGGUACUUUUGCAAGAACUCAGUCGUGUUUGAACAUUUCUUGCUAAAUAUGCACUUGCAUUCUUCAAAAUCAGGUGCUUUUGCAAGAAUCGAGGCAUGUUUCCGAGGAAUUAAUGAAAAUGUCAAGAAGGAAGGCAGAAACAUGCAAAAAGAGUCUUUGAUAAAGUGACAUGAAUCAUGAAUCAAAAAGAGACUUUGGUAAAGGUCCCAGAAAAAUAAGCCUUGGCUGCAAUGGUUUAACCGUCACGGACAAUAGUAACUUCGAUUUCAGAGCUGUAUUUGCAGCAGUAAUGAACCAAAACUAAGAGGGAUUUGGGUGCUUGACUUGGCAGAGGAGAAUGAUUUCCUCACAUUUGCUUAAUAUACUCAAGUGAAGUUUGUGUUUAAAGGUUUCUUGAGUGAAAUAUUGGAUAGUUGAUGGGAAGUCAAUGUCUGUAAUCUGACUGUCAAUUUUUUACUUUAGAUGUAAAUUCAAUUCUCUUGUUAUUAUUAUUUUCUUAGAGAUGAUCUUA